This is a messenger RNA of Vigna angularis (adzuki bean), 3713 nucleotides long. RefSeq names its product RINT1-like protein MAG2L. Gene Ontology annotation, biological process: regulation of ER to Golgi vesicle-mediated transport; retrograde vesicle-mediated transport, Golgi to endoplasmic reticulum; endoplasmic reticulum to Golgi vesicle-mediated transport. The record is from RefSeq and is a predicted model, not a curated record. The transcript is spliced from 6 exons. Bases 78 to 2558 code for a protein of 826 amino acids. Gene Ontology annotation, cellular component: Dsl1/NZR complex. NCBI's taxonomy places the organism in Eukaryota, Viridiplantae, Streptophyta, Magnoliopsida, Fabales, Fabaceae.
CCGAAGUGGAAAACCACUCACUCUCAACACCAAGAAAAAAGAACCUGCUACUGCUCCCACCUCACCGGUUACUAUCAAUGGACCCUUCUUCUUCUUCUUCUCUUCCCCGUUUGCCAAAUGUCGCCGACCUCACGCCCCAACACUCAGCGUUUCUUGAUCAACACUUCCAAACCAAACGCGACCUAUCUCACGAAUCUUCCAACCUCUUUCUCUCCUCCUCGCUCUCGCAGCAAUGCUCCGAGCUAGAGUCGAUGUUCCUCCUUCACGCUUCGAAACGCACCGUUUCGUGGAUCUCUCGCUCCUUCCGCGCCAAAUCCUCGCUCCAGCAACUCUCUCUCGCUCUUCGCAAUCUCUCCCUUCGCACUUCUCCGCAUGGAUUUGGUUCGAAGAGGUUUCGGCGGGUUUUGACAGAGGAGAUUCCUCGAUUGGCCUACGAAAUGAACAGAAUCGAGUCUCUUCGGUGUUAUCUUGAGACUGCUGUACAGUUGGAAGCUCUAGUUGGGGAUCUUGAAGAUGCUUCUCUCUUUGUCAUGUCUUGCCACACAGGGAAUAUGUUUAAAUUGAAGCUCUUGAAUUCACUAAUCUCUGAAGAUGCUGGAAGAAAACAUGACAAGUUGCUUCAGGCCAUAAAAGCCAUGAAUGAUAUUGAAGAAGUAUUGAUUGGUGUUGAGAAAUUCCAUCCUCAGUGGUAUUGUCUUCUGAAGUCUGUUGACACCAGAGUAGAUAAGAUCUUAUCUGCUCUCCGGCCACAAAUUUUUGCAGAUCACCGGGCUCUUCUAGUCUCUCUUGGGUGGCCACCAAAACUACUUCUGUCAAACAGUGGAAACGAUGGUAUUACAGACCUUCCUAAUCCAUUGGUUCUUAUGCAAGAAGAUAAAAGAAGAAAUUACUCUCGAAGUUUUAUUGCUCUUUGUGCUUUGCAGCAUCUGCAAAAGAGAAAGGAAGAAAGACAGCUUAAUAAUAAUAAUCUUAUAGAAAUAGACACUCAGUACAAACAGCUUUGGGCCAUUGAUGAAUUAGUAUCACCUAUUGCAUCAAGGAUGGAGUACCAUUUCACCAAAUGGUCUGAGCAGCCAGAAUAUAUGUUUGCUUUGGCAUAUAAAGUUACCAGAGAUUUUAUUGCUGGAAUAGAUGGUGUCUUGCAGCCACUUAUUGACAAGGCCAGGCUUGUCAGUUGCAGUGCAAAGGAGGCGUGGGUCUCUGCAGUGGUCCAAAUGCUUUCUGGCUUUCUGGAAAAAAACGUUUUUUCUUUGCUUGCUGAAAGAUAUAAAGUAAAGCAUUUGAAGUCUAAUGUAUCAUCUUCAUGGCUUCACCUUGUGGAUCUUACCAUUGCAUUUGACAAAAAGAUGCAAUCCCUUCUCAAUCUGGAGACUUGUUUUUUGGCAGUGUCUGAAAGUUUUGAAGGGCAGUCAAGAGGUGUAUCAGUUCUAUCAAUAUUUUGUAAUAGGCCUGAUUGGCUGAAGAUCUGGGCAAAAAUAGAGUUCAAAAAUGCCUGGAAGAAACUUAAUACCGAACUGAAAGAAGAGAAAUCGUGGGUGAUUUCUAGAAUUUCUAAACCUGGGAUUGAUAAUAAUCAGGAGUAUCUGCUAUUGGCUGUUGAAGAUAACAAAGCUCCACCUAUCGCAGAGUUUUUUCUUAAAAUUAUCUGGGAUAUAAUUGAACGCUGCAAAACUAUGCCAUCCAUUUUAUCACGUGCACAAUUUAUUAGAUUUACUGCAGGAAGAUUGCUCUGGUACUUCUUUAAGCUUUUACUUUUUCAGUUCAAGGCAAAGGAAUUACGUCUGGAUAAUUCUGAUAAUGUUGCUAUAGUUAUGGUGUGUGGGUUAAUAAAUGCUGCCAGAUAUAUUUGGAUUAAAUUACAAGAAUGGAGUGAUGCUAUUGAGUUUUUGGAGAUGAAAAUUGCUGAAAAUGAUGCUGGCAAGCCCAUACAAGAUAAUACAAUGGAUAAUGGCUGCUUUUUUAACGAAGAAAUAAGAAGCUUGUCUGAAAUGGAAACAAACUGGCUUAUAGAAAUUAUUGCAGUUGUUCUUCGACAGUUUGAAAUGCUUUCCUGGGAAUAUGUUCAAAACGAUGAUAGCUUUAAGGACAACCGAGAUUUUACAAAUCUUAGAGAGGAUGUUGAUUUAGUAGUUUCCGAUGAUUUUGUUGAAGCUUUGUACGCUUUAAAAAGCUGGCUUCAAACUGUGAAGAUAAAUCUCAAUAGAAAGGAUUUUUUGGAUUUGUGGAGAAGCAUUGCUGAGGGGCUAGAUCAUUACAUCUCAGGCAGCAUUGUCAGAAAUGAGGUUUGGUUCUCUAAGGUGGGAGCCAAUCAAUUUGAAGCUGAUAUACAAGCACUAAUAUUUAUUUUUCAGCCUUACUGUGUCCGCCCACAAGCAUUUUUUCCUUGUAUUGGUGAGAUUCUUAAGCUUUUGAAACUGAAAAAGGAAGAGGUAAAGCUAAUGCAAACACUUUUGUCCAACAAUGAAAAUGGAUUUGAGUGUUUGCAUCUUUAUGGAAUUUCUAAUCUAUCAGUUAAUCAAGUUCUUCAAGUUCUUAGAUGCAAAAUUUGGGUUGGUUGAAUUAUGCAAUAAAGUGGUAUUAGCACUUGACCAAGGAAACAAAGCUUUACGCGUGGUCUACGUAAAUUAGAGAAAAAUUCUACUGCAAACGUUCCUUGUGUAAUUGGAUAAGCACAUGGGAUAUUGAAGCCCAUAUUUUUCUUGUUAAGACUGGAUUUGGGUAUGAGAAGAAGUUGUGCAUUAUGAUGCAGAAGCACAAUUGUUAUUCUGGAGUGAGCUCCCCCCUCCCCUACGCCAUCUCUUACCAGGAGCAAUGAGAUCUCCCCACAGUAUCUAAUGUUAUAGGCAACCUUUUAGAAAUCAUAUAUCUGAACCCAUCAAGCAAACAGUCUUUGAAAUCACUGAAUGUGCUGACUAUGGACUUCUUGACAAAGCAAGUGUUUGACAGCAUGCUGUACUGGCUAAAAUGUGAACCAAACAAACUGAAAUCAAUUACCCACAGCAAAAUCUCAGCUAUCUGAAUAUAGGAUGGAUUCAGCAGAAAUUUCGAAAGAUUCUGAACAAAACAUCCUGCUGACCAAGAAAAUGAAGUGUGAAAUAUGUUGGUGAGUUAGGAGGUUGUCCAGUUUGAGACAUUGUUUCAAAAUUCAAACCAUUUGAAUUAUUUGUUUCAUGUGAAGGAGGAAGAAGUGCGAUGCUCCAUAUCAACCCUCCCAGGGUGGAAUGGGGCGGGCAUGGCUGUCUGAUUUGGCUUUAGAGAGGGGAGUUUAGCAAGCGCACUCGUGAAUUACCUUUAGUUAUUGCUUCUUACUGUCAACAGACUCAUGUACUUGGUGCGACAACCCUAUGACUGUGCAGAUAAUGCCAAUACUAAGUUUUAUUCAAAAACUCUACACAAGGAUCAGAAAUACGUUAAGAGGUAGGAAUACAUUAUAUGAAUGUUUCCUUAAAGAUUUAUAUCCUCUCAUAGUCGUACACACUAUCACUGCUAAAGCAAUACUGAUAUUCCCAAGACGUAGAAUAAUACACAUCUUCAUACCUAAGGUCACCUACUCUCACGGAGGUCAACUCUCUGAGUAACAGAUCGUUUUCAAAGAUGGCUAUAUAAAGAGAACUCGUUGAAGAGAAGAACAAUAAUUCUUUGAAUCUUUACGUUGUUGCUUUUCCUCUAAGAUCACAUCGUCUAAGCCUUUAAUAAAGAGAAAAUGUCUUUUU